This is a messenger RNA of Sphenostylis stenocarpa, 1941 nucleotides long. The record is from the annotation of a GenBank genome assembly. Lineage: Eukaryota; Viridiplantae; Streptophyta; Magnoliopsida; Fabales; Fabaceae.
AUGCUUCCACUGCAAUUCGGUGCACGCCCUCACUACACUCCGUCGCUGUUUUUGAGUAGCUCCAACGCGCGUUCCUCCUCUCGCCUCCUCUACAACAACAGAAACAACAAGAUGUACCUUCUUCGCUCCAACGUGGGAACCCUCAACCUUAAGGUUUUCGCUGCGUCUGGCAGCUCAGCAUUCAAGAUGAACCUCAACGAAUACCUCGUCACUCUCGAGAAGCCCCUCGGCAUCCGAUUCGCUCUAACCGCGGACGGCAAAAUCAUUGUCCACUCUCUCACCAAAGGGGGUAAUGCCGAGAGGUCCAGGAUAAUUAUGGUGGGCGACACUUUGAAGAAAGCUGGCGAUUCGUCUCAGAACACUCUCGUUGAGAUUAAAGACGUUGGAAAUACACAGAAGGUGUUAAAUGAGCAAACAAGUUCUUUUAGUUUGGUUCUUGAGAGGCCCACAUCUCCUUUUCCCAUUCAACUACUGCAAAAGAUGAAUGAUAUUGAAAUAGUGUUUAAUAGAGGGCGAGUUCCUAUUGUCACAUGGAACAAGACCCUAUUGGCAUCAAAUUUACAACCAUCUAGUGAGACCUGUGGGAAUUCUGGAUUUUUGAUGUUCAACUCAAAGUUUCUUAAACAAAAUGCCAACAAGUUAUUGGGCAACCAAUACCAAAAUACCAUCACCCAUGGUGAGAGAAACUUCUUCACCGAACACACAACACAACUUGCUUGUGUUUUUACCGAAGAAGUGUGUGGAGAUGGAGAUUGGGGUCAUGGAAGUUUCCCACUUGAAGAGUAUAUUCAGGCUCUAGAUCGUUCCAAGGAUGAGAUGUACUAUAAUCACUCUCUUGGUAUGCGUUAUAGCAAGAUUACAGAGCAAAUAUAUGUGGGAUCCUGUAUACAAACAGAAGAUGAUGUAGAAACCUUGUCAAACGUUGAGGGAGUUACUGCUGUUCUGAACUUUCAAAGUGGAACUGAAGCUGAAAAUUGGGGAAUCAAUGCAAAAUCCAUCAAUGGAUCCUGUCAAAGGAAUAAUAUUCUCUUGAUCAACUAUCCUAUACGCUAUACUAGAAAACAGGCAGUAAAUAAGUUCUUCCACAUGCACUCAGUCAAGGUUGCAUUAGUCACUCACAGAGCCAAGGUUGCCACUGAGACAAUAGAAAGAUACAGGGAUAUUCCUAAUCCUCACUUCCCAACUCUCAAUAUUCCAUCACAAGCCUCUCUAGGCUCAAACUCAAGUGCUUUUUCAAACAAGGAAGGAGAUUCUUAUGACAUGAGGAAAAAGCUCCCAUUUUGUGUGGGGCUUUUAUUACGGUUGUUAAGGAAGAAUCUUCGUGUUUUUGUUACCUGCACUUCUGGGUUUGAUCGGUCUCCUGCUUGUGUGAUUGCCUAUCUACAUUGGAUGACAGAUGUUUCCCUUCAUGCAGCAUAUACUUGGGUCACAGGGAUGCACACUUGCAGACCUGACAGGCCGGCAAUUGCAUGGGCAACAUGGGAUCUUAUAGCUAUGGUUGAAAAUGGCAAACAUGAUGGACCUCCUACACAUGCUGUCACAUUUGUGUGGAAUGGUCAUGAGGGAGAGGAUGUAACUUUGGUAGGAGACUUCACUGGAAAUUGGAAAGAACCACUCAAGGCAAAGCACCUAGGUGGAUCAAGACAUGAAGUAGAAGUUAAACUUCCACAAGGAAAGUAUUACUACAAGUUCAUCGUAAAUGGACAAUGGAAGCAUUCAACUGCUUCACCAGCCGAAAGGGAUGACAGGGGAAAUGUUAACAAUAUAAUUGUGAUUGGUGAAACUGCUAACGUUCGGCCUUCUGUUCAGCACCAGCAGAAAGAUGCUAACGUUGUGAAGGUGAUUGAAAGGCCAUUGAAUGAAAAAGAGCGGUUUAUGCUGGCAAAAGCAGCUCGUUGUAUUGCUUUCUCUAUCUGUCCAAUCACAUUAGCCCCCAAAUAG